Messenger RNA from Lingula anatina, 5673 nucleotides. RefSeq lists its product as uncharacterized. Gene Ontology annotation, molecular function: microtubule binding. Gene Ontology annotation, cellular component: mitotic spindle. Gene Ontology annotation, biological process: microtubule cytoskeleton organization. The record is from RefSeq and is a predicted model, not a curated record. NCBI's taxonomy places the organism in Eukaryota, Metazoa, Brachiopoda, Lingulata, Lingulida, Lingulidae.
UCACUGCCUUGUAAUAGCCAUGCUUGUGCCAUCACUGGCUUGCCUAUGAUGGUAUAUGCUACAUGCCAUGAUUGACCUGUUCUUGUGAUCUCUCUCUUUAUACUACAGCCAUUACUUGAAAAUUAGAUUUUUUUGCCAGAAUUUAUGAGAGCGGAGAAUCGACGUAACUAAGAAAAAUGAUGGAUCUGGAAUGUGAGGAACUUGAGGUUUUUGAAGACGCCUACGUAGACACAGCAACAAUGUCUCAGAACAAGAGCCAAUCUGGUCACAGUCGCCUCAGAACUGUUGCCAGGACUGGAGGGAUUCUCAAUUUGAACACCAGCUUGAACUCUACAUUGAAUUCAAGUGAUGGUUCACAGGCAUGGAAUGAGAUGAAAAGAUCAAAUUCUCAGUCUGCUAAAACGAGGAGAACUCCCAGGGCCACUGAGCUCUCUUUAGGAGGCAACUCAAUUGCCAGUUUUAGUGCCUUCCAAGAGGAAGAAGACAGAGGUAAAGUUACAGAAGAAGACCCAGAAAUUCAUCUUCACUCCAUGCUCAGGGGCCCCUUGAAAGAAUGCAGUCGGCAACGCUUGAGAGCUGUUCAGAUGAGUUUACGUAAAUAUGGGUCCAAUGUUGAGUCGAGGGUAACAAGCAAGGAACUCUUUCAGGUGCUUCAGGAAAACAACUUGAAAAUUCCCAACAGAGUUUUCCAGAUGCUAGUGGAAAGAUUCACAGACCAAAAAGGAAUAGAUUUUGAAAAACUCUACAAAUGUCUUGUAACAGCACAGUCAAAGACAGGCAGGGACAGUGUUAUUGCCAUAAAUACUCGGAAUGACUUGGAUGUGGACAAGUGCCAGUCCCAAUUAACACAGGAAGAGAAAGACGCUGAUCUCCUGAGAAGACUGGAGGAACAGAUGGAGCGUGGAGGGGAAUAUUUCGAUGCGGAGGAAUUGAAGCAGUCUUUUCAAACCCAAGAUUCUAACAGAACAGGGAAAAUAGCGAAGAAACAGAUGUUGGAGAUUUGCCUGAACCACCAAAUCCCAAUCUAUGGAGCUCUCUUAAAUGGCAUCAUGAACAGGUGUGAUGACGAAAAGAAUGAAAUGAUAAGCUGGCCUGAAAUGAUUAGUUUUCUGGAAAGAUCCUGGCAGAAUUUGGUGGAGAAGAAGCCACAGGUUUUGAAACGACCACAAACUAGUUUGUCUCAAUCCAUGAGCAGUAUGAGUCAUACUGUUUCUUUUACCAUGGGAGAGGAUGCACUUAAUUCUUCUGCAAAUGAGGUCCAAACACCAGUGAAUGCCCAACCACCACCAGCGCUCCCUGUAAUUCCAGAGCAAGCUCCACCACCCCCUGCUGCACCCCCUCCACCCCCUCUCACCUCCACGCCUAGACCUAGUGCACUCCCAACCCACACCCUAGCCAUGUUACCUGAGCAUGCUGAGUCUUCCCCUGCAGAGGCUGUGUCGUCCCCUGAGAACACCUUGCCUAUCAGUCAUCACUCCCAGGCCUCAAUGGACUUCAACACAUCACAGACAUCUCAACAGAUGCAAUCUCAACUGAACAUGAGUGGCAAUUCUUCUGCUGGAGACACCUCAUCUCAAGUGUCUCAACAAACACAAUCACAACCAAAAACAAUCGAGGCUCAACCUGCUGUUGACCCUAAAUCUGAAAAUGUUUCUCAAGUCAGUACAAAAGCAGAUCCUCUUCCACACAGACAAAACAAUGAAUCCACGGAAAAAAGAGGACCAUCAUUUGAGGUUAUUCCAGAUAUUAAUGAAAUUUGUAAAUGGUUUGAAUCAGAAACAAAAGCUAAUAAUCAAUCCAUAAAAACGCCUCAGAAAAAGGAGGCACACGCGCAAGCACAAAAUGAACAAGAAACUGCUAAAAAAUUGAUGUCUGUCAGGUCAGAUGAUGCAUCAGGCAAAGAGAAUACUCAAUCUGACUAUUGUACAGUUGUUGAUCUAUCAGACAAAAAUCAAUUAAAUGCCAGUGAAUCCAUAAAAGUCAAUGAUUCAAAAUCUCGGUCUAACUCAGCUCAGUUACCUAAAAAACAAGCAUUUACAGAGGCAGAGCAAGACAAAGCCAAAGAUACUCCUAACAGAAAGAAAAGUCUACCAGCAUAUACUGCAUCCACAUCCAAAUCUUCAUCAUCUAAAAACUCUAAGCGACCAAAGUCUAGCACUAACAGACGGACAGAGAGACGUGGAAGUGAUGACUUUACUGCUCCUACGCUCUCAUCUAAAAAUAAAUCCAUUCGAAAAAUUCACUCUGCCUCCACUCAUUCCUCACAGCCUAACCUGAAGGAGACCCCAACCAGCAGGGAAACGACCUCUGCCAAGAAAGAAGGAAGAAACUCAAGUGGCAAUUUGGGUAAACAAAAACCAUUCAGGAGCAGUCUUAGGAGCCAGCAAAGUAAAGAGUUUAAAAAGACAACAGCUCCAGUUCAGACAGCAUCUGGGUUCUUAUCAUCUGUGAAAAACAAACUUACAGGCCGGAACUCCCAGAUUGGUAUGGGCGAGGAGAUACAGUCUGACAGGCCCGUCACCUCUCACACAAUUCAUGAGGAAGAACAAGGGUGCAAUGAAGAUGGCCAAAAUGCAGCAACUUCAACUGACCUCCAUGCAGAAGUAAGCUCCCCUCCUCCACCCCCAGUACAAGCUGAGGACAAUACUGAAAUUGUGAUGAAUAUCAAGGGAAAAGAUACAAAGUUAUACAUCCCAGAUGUUUACCUGGGGAAACAACAUGCUAUUGAUCCACCAAAAGAAAGACUCAAAUUGGAGUGGGUAUAUGGAUACCGAGGCAAUGAUUGCCGUAGUAACAUCCACAUUACAAGUGCAGGGGAGAUCUUGUACUUUGUGGGCCCUAUAUCUGUACUGUAUAACAAUGAGUCACAUUCACAGAGACACUACAGAGAGCAUACAGAGGACAUCAAAUGCAUGGCAUUACACUCUAAUGGUGUUACCGUGGCAACUGGACAGGAGUCCUCCAAGCAGGAAAACAAUGCUCAUAUCAGAAUCUGGCGUUGUGACACUUUGCAAACUCUCCAUGUUUGUGGCAUGGGUUUUUUUGAGAAAUCUGUGGUGUGCAUGGCAUUUACCAGGAUCAAGAAAUCACAUGGAGAUUCAAUGGAUUCUAACUCUCAGUUUAAAAUUCAGGACCGUCUGGUGGCAGUAGAUGACAGCGCUGAGCAUGUCAUGAGCAUUUGGGACGUCAGCCUCGGGAAACGCCUGGCCCACGUUUUGAUAGGAGUGGAUGUUAUUUGCGAUGUUGGGUUCAACCCCAGAGAUCCUGCAAUCCUAGUCACCAUUGGAAGAGAACACAUUGCGUGGUGGAAAGCAUAUGUGGAGGGAGGCAUGAUAGAGAUGAAUGGAAAUCCCAAUUAUGAGAAACACAAUAAAGCCAGGUUCAUCAUCUGUAUGAUGCACAAUGACAAGGGGGACCUUGUCACUGGAGAUUCAAAUGGUACUAUAUACGUUUGGGGAUAUGGUGGCAAUGUUAUCACAAACUAUAUCAAACAUGCACAUGAGGGUCCAGUGUUUUCCCUUCUAUCAUUGAGAGGGACGUUACUGUCAGGAGGCAGAGAUGGCAAACUGUGUGCUUGGGCAUGGAAUAAAAAUAUGGAUACUGCUGGUGAAAUGAAGUUGCCUAGAACAGAGGGUGGGUUGAGGAUGAUCCAGGUCUGUGGGGACAGACUGCUGUGUGGAACCACCAUGAAUGCCAUAGUCUCUGCCAAGAUGGCUUCCCAGGGCCCUCCUCUCAGUGAUCUCACUCCAGAACCAAUUCCUUUAACACAGGGACAUUUUGAUGAUCUAAGGGGUCUUUCAGUUGUUCAUAACUCAGAACACAGUGGCUGGUUUCUGACAGCAGGUUAUGAUGGUAUACUCUGUCUGUUUGAUGCACAGACAAGACGGGGCCUGUGGAAGGCUUACCUCAAGAACACCCAUGUGACAUGUGUAGAUGUAAGUCACUCAGGAAAUCUACUAACCUUGGGAACCAAGGAUGGAGGUGUAAUCCUCUUGGAAUUUUCAUCUUCAAUGAAUCUCAAUGAACAACACAGGAUAAAAUUGAACAAACACAGGAUUGACAAGAUAGCUUUUGCCCCUGAUUGCUCUAUGAUAGCUGUGGCCAGUCACAACAGCCCUCUUCAUCUUAUCCAGGUGGAUGUUAAUGAGAUGAUGAACAGGCAACUAGAAGUAGUUGGGGAAUUCAAAGGCCACAUGUCUAGUAUAACGGGCCUUGACUGGUCAGUGGAGAAAGUUGAAGGUAGCUGGAUUCUACGAAGUAGCUGUUGUGACCACACUGCAAAGUUCUGGGAUACCAACCUCUUACAAGAAAUAACAGAAAUCAAAACACUAAGGAAUGUGGACUGGGGAUCCAUGCAGUGCACUCUAGACUACACUGUAGCAGGUGUGUGGAAAAGCAAACAAGCCCAAGAGGCAGACAUAAUGAGCUUGGAUGUGAAUGCUGCUACUAAUAUACUGGUCAUGGGAGAUGGAAGUGGGAGACUAAGCUUAUUCAGACAUCCCUGCAGUCAAGACGGGGGUUUCAGCCACACCUAUCGUGCCCACCGCUGUGUGUAUGGCGUGAAGUUUACUGCUGACAACAGUCAUGUAAUCAGUGUAGGCGGCAGAGAUACAUGUGUCCUGCAGUGGAAGAUUAUCUGAUCUAACAAAAGUAUAUUUUGCAACUUACAUAUGGAGUUAAGUUCACGAUGGACAACAACCAACUGAUCAGCAUUGGCAAGGGAAAUAUUCAAGUGAAGUACAGUGGAAUACAGGCCCGUAGCCAGGGGGGUUCAAAAGAACCACCCUUUCUGCUGGGAAAAGGUCCACUGCGGGUAACUUUUUCUAGAAAAGAAACCCCCUUUUGAAAUUGCUGGCUAUGGUCCUGGAAUAUAUUAUCUGCAUCGCAAUGAUUUGCGAGAUUGGCAAAUGAAUAGCCUGGCUAUUAUUUAAGAGGGUUAUCUAAUGGAGGGGCUGCUCUCAACAUAACCAGUUAACCUGACUUAUAUUAAUUGGGCCACACAGAUCAAAGAGAACCUCUGAAAGGGAGCAAAAACCAUGGUAGCGUAAUUAACAGUUAGAACCAGUGAAAACAUUGCGAUACAGAUUAAGUGUACCAUGUGAUGUGGAAAGGGCCUUACAGUGGUACAAUACAUUAUUGAAUAUUUAUGGAAGAGUCAUUAAAAAAAAAUUUUACUUUGAACAAUUAGACUUUCUAGAUUCAGUUGUUGACAUAUUUAAAACAGCUGUAAUUAGAGUUCUCUUUACACCAGUAUUAAUUGUUUCAUAUUACUCUAACUUUUAAUAGAAAUGUAUUUAUGUUGUGCAAUAUUUUCUCAAGUUUCAGAUUUGUAUGUAAAUUUACCUUUAUGAUCUUUUAAACUGUGUAGAUUAUAGAUAGCAUUUACAAAAAAAUCAUCAAAGACUUUUGUUAAAAACAUAAUUAUUUCUACUUUAUUAUUCACAACAACUUUACAAACGGUACAAUACAUUCAUAGACACACAUGUACUGGGCAAUUUCUUCAAUGUUUAUAUAUAUAUUAAGAUGAGAUAUACAAUAUUUUCUUCUGCCAUUUUAAAUUACUGUUUUGAUAUAUAAAUAAAACAUUAAAUGUACACCAAAAGUAGAAUUCAAGUACAAAAUCAUUGCUAAGGGAAUCUUUGUCAUUUCAAUAACAGAUCAAGUCAGUGUGAA